CCCAUUCAUUUCACUGGGAUUUUACUUUCAUUAUAUUUACUAUUUAUCCAUAGUUAUCUUUAACUUGUCGUGCUAAUAAUUGUUGUUGAAAUUAUACUUGGAUGAAAAUGGAUCACAAUACUGAAACAGAGGACACUUUAGUACAAAUGUUAUCUCCCCAAAGGUUGAAGGGAAAAGUAGCAGUUAUAACGGGUGGUGCGAGAGGAAUAGGGGCAGCAACAGCAAGAAUUUUUGCUGAAAAUGGAGCUCAUGUUGUGAUUGCGGAUAUACUGAAUGAACUAGGUACAGGUUUAGCUGAUUCUAUUGGAGGUCGUUACGUGCAGUGCGAUGUUUCGAAAGAAGAAGAUGUGGAAUCAGCUGUGAAACUUGCAGUAGAAUGGAAAGGUAGAUUAGACAUCAUGUUCAACAAUGCUGGAAUUGCAGGCUUUGGAGGGAGCAUUACAAACAUCAAAAUGGAUCAGAUGAUGACACUCCUUGCUAUAAAUCUUCAUGGGGUUGUACAUGGCAUCAAGCAUGCUGCACGGACAAUGAUAGCAGUUAAUUGGGCAGGCAAGCAUGGAGGCACGAUCAUAUGCUCAUCAAGUUCGGCUGCUAUCAUGGGAGGACUUGCAUCUCAUUCCUACACAAUGUCUAAAGAGGCAAUCUUAGGACUUGCGAGGAGCACAGCUUGUGAGUUAGGGGUUCACGGGAUUCGAGUUAAUUGUAUUUCUCCUCAUGGUGUCCCUUCUGAGAUGCUUGUGAGUGAGUUUCAGAAGUUUCUUGGUAAUAUGGAACUGAGGCCUAAUGAAGUGAGUUCGAUUGUGGCGGAAAGAGGGAGUCUUCUACGUGGGAGAGGAGGAAAAUUCGAAGAUGUGGCACAAGCUGUGUUGUUUCUAGCUAGUGAUGAAUCUGGUUUUGUAACAGGCCAUAAUCUAGUUAUUGAUGGGGGUUACACUUCUGCUUUUAGUCAAAUGAGUUUUAUAUACGAUGAUUGAAGAAAGAACAGAGGCGUACUUAGUUCCUCUCUUGCUAAUUUAUAAAUAAGCAUUUGGUGAACAUCUUCGGUUUCAGAAAUUGUAGUUUCAAAACUUUUGACAAGUAUAAUUCUCUGGGAUGGAGGACCCCACAACCUUACCUUCUA
Solanum dulcamara is the source of this 1120-nucleotide messenger RNA. RefSeq names its product short-chain dehydrogenase reductase ATA1. NCBI's taxonomy places the organism in Eukaryota, Viridiplantae, Streptophyta, Magnoliopsida, Solanales, Solanaceae. The coding region runs from base 102 to 974 and encodes 290 amino acids. Gene Ontology annotation, molecular function: oxidoreductase activity. The transcript has 3 exons. The record is from RefSeq and is a predicted model, not a curated record.